AUUUUGAAAGUGAUACCGAGAGCGCAGUGCAGCGCUCGGCUUUAAAAAAUAAUUAUGAAAACAUGCAGAGAGAGAGAGAGAGAGAGAGAGAGAGCAAGACUCGGAAACCUCGAAAGGCGAGAGGGGGAGAGAGAGAAGAAAAGCUAUUGGCGGAGGAGUGUUGCGAACGGCAAACUCAGCUUCAGCACCGCUACUCCUGUUCCCGCCAUCUCACGUGCGUCAUCAAUCAAACUCAACUCAAAACACCACUCUCUAGCAGGUAAUUAAUUAAAACCCAACAGCAUCCAAUCCCCAUAUUAGUUUUUUAUACAACCAAAAAAAUUUCAAAGAACAUCCUACUAUUUAUUAUGUCUUUGAACCCAUUCCCACUGUUUCACAAACCAAAAACCAUAAAACGACAACAGAUCGAAAUACCUGUCAGAAAAUAUCUGCUCCCCUGUAAUUAGCUCUAAUUCUUACCGGAAAUAGCCGGUCGCCGUCCGGUCUCCCCAAACCCUAUGCGCAGCUGCACUGCGACCCAGAAAGAAAGAGAUAGAGUAUGAAAUUGCGUGUGUGUGAGAGUGAGUGAGUUGUGGUGUAUGAAGAUGCGUUCGAGAGAACCCCCUAAAUCCCCGAGUCCUCACCUAUCUUAUAUUUCCUCUCUGCAAUUUUUGAAGCUCACAAUAUCAUCAUAGCCUCUCAUUUCAUCGUCACCUGUCUUCUUAUAUUUUCCUCUCUGCAAUUUUUGAAGCUCACAAUAUCAUCAUAGCCUCUCAUUUCAUCAUCACCACAUCUCUUCCUCUCUCCUCCGAAUACCAUUCCUCUCUCUCUCUCUCUCUCUCUCUCUCUCUCUCUCUCUCUCUGGAAAGAACUAUUUAAAUUAAGCUUCUGUUUAUGGCGGAGGGGUUUGAGCCCUACCAUGUGCCGCAGCAGAGCAGAAGGGACAAGCUCCGGGUUUUGGGUCAGACCCACCCGUCUUGCGUCGACAACCUUCACGGCUGCGCCGGUCUGCUCCCUCUCUACGAUCCAUCCCUCCUACCCUCCGAUUUGCUAACCUGCGCCGGCGGCGGCGCCCACGAGUUCCACGGCCAAACCAACCCGCUUUCCCUUUCCGGCGAGGCCUGCAAGGCGAACUCCGGCGGCGUCGUGAAGGAAGAAGGCGCCAAUUUGAUGGGCCUUCUCGCACAUCCCCAGUUCUUGGACUUGCAAUCUUCAAUCCCGAUAAACCCCAGCGCGAUUCAAGAUGUGAACAUUAACAACAACAACCCAUUUCUUUACGCUUCCCAAAAUUUCAGAGAUUUGGGUGAGCAGUCGUUUAAUGGUGUGGGGUUUAAGGCAGAGCCCUUGUCAUUGGCCCAUGACACUAGCAAUUCUGGGCAAGGAUUGUCUCUAUCUCUGUCUUCUCACCAUACCCAUCAGAGCAAUCUCCCUCUGGAGCUCAAUCUUCAGAGAUACGGGUAUGUGGUUCCUGGCAUUGUUGGAGGGAGUAGUUCAACUUCGAAUGAUGUUUGCAGAAGUUGGGUUCCUCUUGGGCCAUUCACGGGGUAUGCUACAAUUUUGAAGGGGUCGAGGUUCUUGAAGCCCGCACAGCAAUUGCUGGAGGAGUUCUGUGAUGUGGGUCGAGGGAUUUACGCUGAAAAAAUUGCAGCAGAUUCAGCCUUGAUGGAUCCUCCCAUGGAGAGUUUAAGCGCUACUGGAAUUGUUGACGAUCCGGCUAGCGGUGUAGACGGGGGUGAGCAUAGGAGGAAGAAGUCAAAGCUGAUUUCGAUGCUUGAUGAGGUUUACAGGAGGUACAAGCAGUACAGUCAACAGUUGCAAGCAGUGGUACAAUCAUUUGAGUCUGUUGCUGGUCUUGGUAAUGCAGCUCCCUAUGCGCACUUGGCUUUGAAAGCCAUGUCUAAACAUUUUAGGUGCCUAAAGAAUGCAAUUACGGACCAGCUUCAGUUCACAAACAAAGCUCAUGGUCAGAUGAGCCAAGGAAAAGAUGAAGCUCAAAGGUUUGGGAAUGCUGAUAGAAGCCUUUAUAGCCAAAAGCCUGUUCAAAAUUCAGGGUUUCUUGAGCAUCAACCUGUUUGGCGACCCCAACGAGGACUUCCUGAGCGUGCAGUGACAGUGCUCAGGGCAUGGUUAUUUGAACACUUCCUUCAUCCUUAUCCUACUGAUACAGACAAGCUAAUGUUGGCCAAACAGACUGGUCUAUCACGGAGCCAGGUUUCCAACUGGUUCAUUAAUGCAAGAGUGAGACUUUGGAAGCCGAUGGUAGAAGAGAUACACAUGCUAGAGACACGGCAGGCUCAAAAAGCUUCUCAAAGGGAGGAGCGAAAUGCUAACAGGCUAAAUGAUCAGUUACAUUCUGCAAACUCACUUGCAUCUGAAAACCCUUCCAUUUCCACCCACAGAAUGCCGGACAGUACUCAGUCUAAACGCAGUAGAAAUGAGCUUCCAGAUGUACCAAUGGAAAGUGAGGAACCAAUGGACUUGCCAUAUAACAACUUAUCAAAUCAUCCGCAUGUGGCGGCUGGGGCAAGCACCGGAGGUGGAAGCAGUAGUGUGUCUCUGACACUUGGUCUCCACCAGAAUAAUGGGAUUGGCUUAUCGGAGCCCUUCCCUAUUAAUGCAGCCCAACGUUUUGGACUCAGUGUCGAUGCAAAUGGUGAUGGAUAUGUUAUGGGCAGCUUUGAAUCACAAAAUCGACCUUUUGGAAGGGAUGUCAUUGGAGGACAACUUCUGCAUGAUUUUGUUGGCUGAAAGAAUGCUCAUCUUCUCGGCUGUCUAAGAAUCUGAGCAUCUUCUAAUUGAACAUUAUACUGUUGAAGUCUCAAUUAGAAGUGCUUUAUCACCUUCCACAAUAUAAUCCAAGCCAAACCUUGAGGCAUGAUGGAAGUGGUUGCCCUUAUAUGAUGUAUAAGAAGGUACGCUCCAUUUCUAAGUGUAGAUAGUAUAUUUUUUCCACAUGUUUUGUAAUCUGGGUAGAUGUGAGUGAUCCCACGAUGAUGAUGAUGAUGAUCAUACGAGAUAAAUUGCUUGGUGUAACAGGAUAAUUAAAUUUAUAUUUUGGGAAAUGAAACCAUGGUGAGUGCCAACCUAAUUGAGGUUAGACUGAA
This is a messenger RNA of Malania oleifera, 3083 nucleotides long. Its product is annotated as BEL1-like homeodomain protein 9. The coding region runs from base 874 to 2727 and encodes 617 amino acids. The transcript has 4 exons. Gene Ontology annotation, molecular function: RNA polymerase II cis-regulatory region sequence-specific DNA binding; DNA-binding transcription factor activity, RNA polymerase II-specific. Gene Ontology annotation, biological process: regulation of transcription by RNA polymerase II. The record is from RefSeq and is a predicted model, not a curated record. NCBI's taxonomy places the organism in Eukaryota, Viridiplantae, Streptophyta, Magnoliopsida, Santalales, Ximeniaceae.